GGUAACACAGCUCUAGGACUUCUCUUUUUUCUGUUUGCGCGUGCGUACAACGCACGUAGAUUUCGCUGUUUGACUUGUGAUAAUAAUUAAGUUUUGUUUUGCUUAUUCUAAGCCGGUAACCUUACAAUUUCCUAGAUUAAGUAACUAAGAUGUCCGAACGCGGACGUGGACGAGCCCGAGGGCUAGCAGGUAGAGGGGGCGAUAAUGCUGCAGCUCCGGCGCGUAGGCCUGGGGAACGACCCCAAGGCCCACCACAACAACAACAAGGUCCUGUGGGGCCCCGUCCUCAGCCACCUUCGGCAUGGGCACCACCCACUGUUGCCCCUCCGGUCAGAGCUGGGGUGCCAACGCCAACUGUGCAAGCCGGUAGAGCUUCUCACCGUACCACGCCUACCACCCAUCAAGAUCAUCCUGGGGAUGUUGAUGUUCAACAGAGGAUGCAGGCAAUGCAAAUUGGACAAGCCCAAGCCGGUGCUAGUGGCGAUCCAGGUUCGUCAGUGAUUGGUCGUGGAUCACGUCGUGGUGGCGGCCGAGUGCUGCCUGAACAAAUAACCGUUCUUAGGACUCGUCCUACUACUAUCCAGUCUAAGAAAGGUUCAUCGGGUACAGUAAUUGAUUUGAAAGCCAACUACUUCACUGUGCAGACUACACCACAGUGGUGCUUAUACCAGUAUCAUGUAGAUAUUACUCCCGAAGAAGAUAGCACCGCGGUUCGCAAAGGCUUGUUGCGUAUUCACGCCAAUACACUGGGAGGAUAUCUUUUUGAUGGCACAGUUUUGUAUACUGUGAAGAGAUUACAUCCAGACCCUCUGGAACUAUAUUCUGACCGCAAGACGGAUAAUGAAAGAAUGAGAAUUAUGAUCAAGUUAACUUGUGCUGUGAGUCCUGGCGACUAUCACUAUAUUCAAGUUUUUAACAUAAUAAUAAGGAAGUGCUUCAACUUGCUGAACCUCCAACUGAUGGGCAGGGACUUCUUUGACCCGGCGGCCAAGGUUGACAUACCGGAAUACAGACUACAAAUCUGGCCUGGAUACAAAACAACAAUCAACCAGUAUGAGGACCGCUUGUUGAUGGUUACUGAAAUCACUCACAAAGUUCUCCGCUUAGAUACAGUAUUGCAAAUGUUGAGUGAAUAUGCUGCAACUAAAGGCAGUCAUUACAAGAGACUGUUCUUAGAAGAUGUUGUAGGUAAAAUUGUUAUGACUGACUACAAUAAAAAAACCUACAGGGUUGACGAUGUGUCGUGGGAUGCUUCGCCACGUUCUACUUUCAAAAUGCGCGAUGAAAAUGUGUCUUACAUUGACUAUUAUUAUAAGAAAUACAACAUCCGCAUCCAGGACGCGGGGCAGCCGCUGCUGAUCUCCCGCUCGAAGGCGCGCGACGUCCGCGCCGGCAUGCCCGAGCUCGUGUUCCUGGUGCCCGAGCUGUGUCGCCAGACCGGCCUCACCGACGAGAUGCGCGCUAACUUCAAACUCAUGAAGGCUCUGGAUGUCCACACCAAAAUCGGACCUGAUAUUCGUAUCCAAAAGCUAUUGAGCUUUAACCAAAGAUUAAACAAAUGUCCAGAAGUAGUAAAGGAAAUGGGUGACUGGGCCCUUACUCUGUCCAAUGAGUUAGUGAGAUUCAAAGGACGUCAGCUACCUGUCGAGAAUAUUGUACAGGGCAAUAACUUGCGUUAUCCUGCUGGAGAUACCACUGAAGGCUGGACUAGAGACAUGCGCUCUAAACCAUUGUUGGAUAUUGCGCAAUUACCAUCAUGGGUAGUGAUUACACCAGAAAGGCAACGUCGUGAUGCUGAAAGCUUCGUUGAUCUGAUCAUUAAAACUGGUGGAGCUGUCAGUUUCCGCAUACCCAGACCAGAAAUCUUGCCCAUACGAAAUGACGGCCCUAUGGAGUAUGCUAAUGCUUGUGAAAAUGCAAUUGCUAGGAAGAACCCAGCAUUGAUUAUGUGUGUCCUGGCAAGGAACUUCCCAGACCGUUAUGAGGCCAUCAAGAAAAAGUGCACUGUUGACAGAGCUGUGCCUACUCAAGUUGUGUGUGCACGCAAUAUGACUAGCAAGUCUGCUAUGUCAAUUGCUACUAAAGUAGCCAUACAAAUUAACUGCAAAUUAGGAGGAGCACCAUGGCGAGUGGAUAUUCCAUUGCAGAGUAUUAUCGUAAUUGGUUAUGACGUGUGCCAUGACACACGCUCUAAGGAGAAGAGUUUUGGUGCAUUCGUUGCGACUCUAGACAGGCACUUGACGCGCUACUACUCAGCUAUCAACUCGCAUACGUCUGGAGAAGAGCUCAGCGCUCACAUGGGUUUCAACAUGGCUGCUGCAUUACGCAAAUAUAGGGAGAUUAACGGAGCUCUACCAGGACGCAUAUUUAUAUACCGUGAUGGUGUUGGUGACGGUCAAAUCCCAUACGUACAUAGUCAUGAGGUGACUGAGAUCAAGAAGAAACUUAAUGAGAUCUAUGGCGAUGCCGAGUAUAGGCUGGCGUUUAUAAUCGUCUCAAAACGUAUAAAUACGCGUAUUUUCUUAGACCGCGGGCGCACUGGUGAAAAUCCGCGACCCGGUACUGUAAUCGAUGAUGUCGUUACUCAACCCGAGCGAUAUGACUUCUAUUUGGUAUCUCAAAAUGUACGUGAUGGAACAAUAUCGCCAACUUCCUAUAAUGUUAUUGAAGAUACUACUGGAAUGCAUCCAGAUCGGCUCCAAUGGUUGACCUACAAACUCACCCAUUUGUACUUCAACUGCUCGUCUCAUAUCCGUGUACCGGCCGUGUGCCAGUAUGCCCACAAACUUGCAUUCCUGGCUGCUAACAGUCUUCAUAACUCGCCUCAUUACACACUCAGUGACACUUUGUAUUUCCUUUAAGUAUUUUUAGUUUAUAACGAGACCAAUUAGGUCAUUUUUUUGUGAUUAUCCAUUUUCUUAGUAUGGUAAGUGUAUCUCGGCUCCAGGGUUACAUUGACAGAAUCAUUGAAUACUUUGACUUCAUAUUGCUAAAUUAAACUUUAUUUAAAUACCAUUUUUAUAUACAAUGUUUAUUAGCUAAGUCAAAGUAUUUGUUCUUUGUAAGCCCUAAAAAUCGACAUUACAAAUGUCUUAUUUUAAGUUUUUUUUCUAUUGUUUUUUUUUAAGACUACAUGUGUAUGAGGUACUUGAACGGCCAGCAUUAAAAAAGACGUGCUUGUUAAUGGUUUGCCGAAAAAGCAAUAUCGACUUACUAUAUUACUUACAAAAUUAUGUCUCUUGUGAAGUCUUGUGUGAAUGAUUUGCUUAACACAAAAUAAUGCUGAGCGUUCAGGUAUUUAAUUACCUUGUUUCCAUAGUCUACUAUAGAGUUAGAUUUAGUUAAGACAGCUGUUGUUUGUGGAGAAGCUUUCCAAAAACAAGAUUACCUCACUAAAAUUAAUUGCCUGUUUCUAAUAUGUAUGUUGAUUAUUAUUAGUACAAUGUGCUAGUCACACACCACCGAUUAAAGUGUUGGAUAUGUAAAAUUGUUGUUAGUUUGUGCUUAACAUGAUACUUAAGUGAGAUUUGUUAAACAAAAUGUCAAAAAAUAUAUUCAAAAUUACAGUGUUUUUUUAAGUGGUAGUUGAAACUAUCAGUCUUCCAUCUUGACAGCGUUUUUGACGAUUUAUGUAUGAUUUUUACUAAGAAUCUCAAAAACAUUCUGUAACAUCGAAAUGUUAAACUUUUUUAUACUAAGUACAUUUUUUCUAUAA
This is a messenger RNA of Trichoplusia ni (cabbage looper), 3715 nucleotides long. RefSeq names its product piwi-like protein Siwi (gene aub). Gene Ontology annotation, molecular function: protein binding; piRNA binding. Gene Ontology annotation, cellular component: P granule. Gene Ontology annotation, biological process: regulatory ncRNA-mediated gene silencing. The record is from RefSeq and is a predicted model, not a curated record. Bases 150 to 2861 code for a protein of 903 amino acids. NCBI's taxonomy places the organism in Eukaryota, Metazoa, Arthropoda, Insecta, Lepidoptera, Noctuidae. The transcript has 19 exons.